Messenger RNA from Candidula unifasciata, 2147 nucleotides. NCBI's taxonomy places the organism in Eukaryota, Metazoa, Mollusca, Gastropoda, Stylommatophora, Geomitridae. The record is from the annotation of a GenBank genome assembly.
CGUUUGUUUCUCCACAAUGGAACUACUGCUCCAAACAUCUACGUAGACUGUGGUCAACCUUCACCCUGACUCAGGAAUCUAUAACAGAGGAAAUGACCUUUGCCCAUGCCCCACGGACCAUGUCCAGUCAUAACUGCCAUAUGAUUUCAAGUUUACAAGUUGUCAGAUCCAAUGUUCAGCCACCCCGUCCUUCUAAAUCAGAAAAUGGCACUAAAAGUCCGAAAGAGUUGCUGAAAUCCCACAACAAUUUCUCACCAAGAACCAGCUUAUCUACCAUAGCUAGUUCUGUAUCUCAGAAAGCCAGUGAGGAGAAGGACAAGAGGAGAAGCAUUACAAAACCUGGAGAACAAACAGAAUCUUCACGCCUGGAGAGCUCUGCUCCAAAGUAUGUGACCAGAACUCGGCCCACAUAUUUCAAGGCCACCUUAAGUUCAAAGAAUAGGAUCAGUAGAGGCAGCGAUGUCAAUGCAGAUGCAACAUUUGUUGUAGAUAAGCCUCAGAGUUCAGCUCAUCAGAGGGUCAGGCCUCAAGGAAGAAUGAUGGGUUCCAAGCUGGCAAUUUAUGCUUCCACCCCAAAUUUAAUAGCAGGGCUUGAUGAUGAUGAUGACGAUGAAGAACCCAAACAAAAAGCACAAACUCCUGAUCAUUUUAGUUCUACUUCAAAUCUUCGGAUGCUAUCAGACUUGUCGCAAAGCGUUCCUGACGUUAAAGAUGCAGACUCAAGCACCGACAGCAGUUCAGGAGGUGGAGGAACUAAGCCAUCUAACAAGACAUUGGUAGGAGGACGGACUAGAGCAAGACUGUCUGUGCCAGUUACUGACAAGCAGCUGAUGCCACCACCACAAUCAGUUCCGGCAUCAUCACGUACUAUAUCAAGCAUUACCUUUGCCCUCAACCGACGAGAUAUAAAGGAACCUAAAACUUCAACUGCUCGUAGGAAAUCUGCGACUUCAGAAUUAACUCUGGAUCAGGCAAAGAGUAUUCUUUUGGGAAAAUCAGGUGUUCUUGGCGGCAGCAGUAAACCAACAGAUGUCACUUCACCCGCUGGUGCAGUUCGAGCAGUAAGAAACUCGAGGGGCUCGCUGUCAUCAGAUCAGUCCUCUUUGUCAGCUCUAACAUCAUCUAGUUCUCCCCCAGUUUUUGACAGUGAAUUAGCACAUACAAACCCCAUCCAGCUGGCAGUGGCGGAAGAGAUAGAGAAUACAGCAAAUAUGCUCCGUCACCAGAAGUCAGUUGGUAUCAUCAGCUCUGAACACUCACGUGCCCGGUCUUCAGAUCUUGAAGCUAGUCCACUGGAUCUUCCUGAAAGAGACCAACCUCAUAAACAUUCGUUAUCAUCCAAACUACAACAACCACCAUCAACAACUGUAUCAUCUUCGCAACCAAAUUUAGGACUACCUGCUUCAAAGUCAUUCCAACAAACUUUAACUUCGCGAGUUUCUGCUGAUCCGAUUUUGUCAUCUUCAGAAGAGAAUUCUGAUUCUGUUUUUCAUGAAUACCAAGAGACAGACAGCAAAAAUUCUCCAUCAGUCAAAGUUCGCAUUGCCCAGUACCAAUCUCAUAACCCUGCUAGGGAAGUUCCUGUGCAAAAUUGCAGUUUACAUCGUCGCAUUCUUCCAGCCUCACCGAACAUGGCAACCCUUCCAGCUGAUAACAGCCAGCCAGAUGUAUCUGUGAGUAGUUGCCAGCUUGCACUGAACAACUUUCGAUCGCAGUUAGAGUCUGUGAAAGAUCUCUUUACACAAGUGGAUGGCAGAACAGACGAACAUUCACAAGAAAUCCUGGCCAUGAUGGGACAAGUGUUUCAUGAAGCUAAAGAUGUCAUCACAGACUUGGCCAGUAGGACGCCUGGUCCAUCUCAGAAAAACCCUGGUGGUCUUUCAUUACAGCUGCAGCCAUCAUCGGUGCCUCAGAGUUCUCAGACUGAAACAUUCCAGGCUCCACCAUUAGAUGGAGCAUCUCUUGACGGCUGCAAAACAUCUUCAUCCACAGUCAACGGCAGACCUGAAGAAGCAAUUCAGGGCAAUAGAGGUGCCAUUCUUACAGCGACGAAAGAUUUACUCCAGCCUUUGGUAUCUCAGCUAUCUCAGGAUCUUAGCGAGGGAAUCUGGAAGCUCAUCCGAGAAAGAGUUGAUGAAACAUUUUAG